This is a messenger RNA of Brassica napus (rape), 815 nucleotides long. Its product is annotated as 40S ribosomal protein S10-1-like. Lineage: Eukaryota; Viridiplantae; Streptophyta; Magnoliopsida; Brassicales; Brassicaceae. Gene Ontology annotation, cellular component: cytosolic small ribosomal subunit. Bases 132 to 671 code for a protein of 179 amino acids. The record is from RefSeq and is a predicted model, not a curated record. Gene Ontology annotation, molecular function: RNA binding; structural constituent of ribosome. The transcript is spliced from 5 exons.
UAAAGCCCAAAUACGUAAUAUAUAAAAUUGGUCACUUAUCCACUGAAAACCCUAGUUUUCUUGUGCCGUAGCUUUGUGACAAAAGAAGUAGCUGUUUGCCUCUUUGCAGUGAAAGCACUACCAACAAGAAGAUGAUUAUCACAGAGACCAACCGCAGAGAGAUCUGCAAAUACCUUUUCAAAGAAGGAGUAUUGUUCGCCAAGAAGGACUUCAAUCUCCCAAAGCAUCCGUUGAUUGAGUCAGUGCCCAACCUGCAAGUGAUCAAGCUCAUGCAGAGUUUCAAAUCCAAGGAGUACGUUAGGGAGACCUUCGCUUGGAUGCACUACUAUUGGUUUCUCACCAACGAAGGGAUUGAGUUCUUGAGAACUUAUCUUAACCUUCCCUCGGAUGUUGUUCCCGCGACCUUGAAGAAGUCUGCUAAGCCCAUUGGUCGUCCCUUUGGUGGCCCUCCUGGUGAUCGCCCUAGAGGUCCUCGCUUUGAGGGAGACCGUCCUAGGUUUGGUGACCGUGAUGGGUACCGAGGGCCACGUGGCGGUGAUGCAGCAGGUGAAAAGGGUGGAGCUCCAGCUGAUUACCAGCCGUCUUUCCAAGGAGGUGGUGGUAGGCCUGGAUUUGGCCGCGGUGCAGGCGGUUUCAACGCAGCAGCACCAUCUGGUUCGGGUUUACCCUGAAAGAAUUGUUGUUAUCGUUAGACUAUUGGAAGACGAGUUUUGUUUUUGUUUCUGGCUUUAGUUUUGUUUGUGUGACUGCAAAUCUGGAAUCUAUGAUCUAUCUAUUUCUCUGACUUUUGGUCUGAAGAAACGAGUCCUUUAUUA